Messenger RNA from Ochlerotatus camptorhynchus, 668 nucleotides. Its product is annotated as large ribosomal subunit protein eL34. Lineage: Eukaryota; Metazoa; Arthropoda; Insecta; Diptera; Culicidae. The transcript has 3 exons. The record is from RefSeq and is a predicted model, not a curated record. Gene Ontology annotation, biological process: translation. Gene Ontology annotation, molecular function: structural constituent of ribosome. Bases 116 to 541 code for a protein of 141 amino acids. Gene Ontology annotation, cellular component: cytosolic large ribosomal subunit; ribosome.
ACUGUGAGCAUGCGUUCGCGUACUUCCGAGCAAACGUCAAACUUUGGAUUUGUCUUCCUUUCCGUCACUUUAGUUUGAAUAAAGUAGACACAUUUUGUCAAGCUAACUCACCAAGAUGGUCCAGCGUUUGACACUGAGAAGACGUCUGUCUUACAACACCAAGUCCAACAAGCGACGUGUUGUCCGUACGCCCGGUGGCCGUCUGGUCUACUUGUAUGUCAAGAAGCAGCGCACCGUGCCGAAAUGCGGUCAGUGCAAGGAAAAGCUGAGCGGCAUCAAGCCAUCCCGGCCUAGCGAGCGCCCACGUAUGUGCCGCCGCCUGAAGACCGUUACCCGUACCUUCGGCGGUGUCCUGUGCCAUCGUUGCCUGCGCGAGCGCAUCAUCCGUGCAUUCCUGAUCGAUGAGCAGAAGGUCGUCAAGGUUCUGAAGGCACAGCAGCUCGGCAAACCCGUCAGCAAGCCACCGAAGAUUGCCAAGGCUCCGACCAAGGCAACCGCUGCUGCCACCGCCACCACAACCACCACCACCAAGAGCAAGUAGAGAGCCUGUCUGUCUGUGGAUGUGAGGAAUUGGGGGGAGAUCACCGUGUACAAUAUAAGAACAUGCUAAUUGGAAAAAAAGAAUAAAAUGCGGAUACAAAUACUAUAAGGAAGCGGUAAGUUGCAAA